UCUCUCCUCUCUCAUCCGCCAUCGGCCGUCGCUGAAGGCGAUGAUUCCUCUCGCCGGAGAAGCCACAGAUUCUUCGUUCGAAGCCAUCUGAAUCGCGACGAAUUCGAAGGAAGACUGAGAUUUUGAUUUGAUUGUCGAUGGGAAACAAGAUCGCGCGGACAACGCAGGUCUCGGCGACGGAGUAUUACCUCCACGACCUUCCUUCAUCGUACAACCUUGUUCUGAAAGAGGCUUUAGGGCGAGGGAGGUUCUUCAAGUCUAUUCUUUGUAAGCACGACGAAGGAUUGGUUCUCGUUAAGGUUUAUUUCAAGCGCGGUGAUUCGAUCGAUCUCAGGGAGUACGAGCGCCGGCUCGUAAGGAUCAAGGAGACGUUCUCUUCCCUUGAACACCCGCACGUGUGGCCUUUUCAGUUUUGGCAAGAGACAGAUAAAGCAGCUUACCUAGUGAGACAGUAUUUCUUUAGUAAUCUGAAUGAUCGGUUAAGCACUCGGCCUUUCCUCAGCCUUGUUGAGAAAAAAUGGUUGGCGUUUCAGUUGCUUCUUGCUGUGAAACAAUGCCAUGAGAAGAAUAUAUGCCAUGGGGAUAUAAAAUGCGAAAAUGUGCUGGUCACUUCCUGGAACUGGCUAUACCUUGCUGAUUUCGCUUCCUUCAAACCCACAUAUAUUCCUUACGAUGAUCCUUCAGAUUUCUCUUUCUUUUUUGACACUCGGGGAAGAAGACUUUGUUAUUUGGCUCCCGAGAGAUUUUAUGAGCAUGGAUGCGAGGCACAAAUAGUACAAGAUGCUCCAUUGAAGCCUUCAAUGGAUAUAUUUGCCGUGGGGUGUGUGAUAGCAGAGCUUUUUCUUGAGGGUCAACCGCUAUUUGAACUGUCUCAGCUUCUUGCUUAUCGCAGAGGGCAAUAUGAUCCUAGUCAACACCUUGAAAAGAUUCCUGAUCCUGGAGUUCGAAAGAUGAUACUUCAUAUGAUUCAAUUAGAACCUGACGCACGCUUCUCUGCUGAAAGCUACCUGCAAAAUUUUGUGGGAGUUGUUUUCCCAAACUACUUCUCACCAUUUCUGCAUAAUUUAUACUGCUGUUGGAAUCCUCUUCCUUCAGAUAUGAGGGUAGCAACUUGCCAGGGUAUAUUUCAAGAAAUACUCAAGAAAAUGAUGGAAAAUAAGCCAGGUGAUGAAACAGGCACUGGUCCAGGUGUAUCUUUAACUCCCAUUAAUAAGGGCAAGUUACAGGAAACGUUUUCAAAUCACAAAUUGAAUCCACCAAAGGGUGUGGCAAGGAAUACAGAAAACAACAAGAGAAUCUUAACUGCGGGACAAUGUAAUGUUCAUGAAGAUGGCAUCCCAACUGGUGACGCUAGAAAUGAAACCCAGUCUGCCGUCGGCUUGAUAGUGGCACAAGAGAUGUCGGAUCUUGCAGUUUCUUCUGACCUUAAGCAAUGUGGAAGUCAGGCUCUUAGUGAGCUCCUUUCCUCAAUUUCUGAUGCAUUUAAGAGAAACAGCCAUCCCUUUUUGAGAAAGAUAACUAUGGAUGAUUUGCGUACACUGAUGGAUGUCUAUGAUAGCCAGUCAGACACUUUUGGUACACCUUUUCUACCCUUACCAGAGGUCAGUAUGAGAUGUGAAGGAAUGGUUCUGAUUGCAUCUAUGCUGUGUUCCUGUAUUCGCAAUAUCAGGUUGCCUCAUUUGAGGAGGGGAGCUAUACUUCUACUGAAGUCUUGCUCCUUGUAUAUUGAUGAUGAAGAUCGCUUACAGCGUGUUCUUCCAUUCGUUGUUGCCCUACUUUCUGAUCCGACGGCAAUCGUGCGCUGUGCUGCCUUGGAAACUUUGUGCGACAUAUUACCGCUUGUCCGAGAUUUCCCUCCCAGCGACGCGAAAAUUUUUCCAGAGUAUAUUUUCCCAAUGCUCUCUAUGCUUCCCGAUGAUCCAGAGGAGAGUGUGAGGAUUUGUUAUGCAAGCAAUAUCGCAAAACUUGCUCUUACUGCAUAUGGAUUCCUGAUGCAUUCUCCACAGAUAAACUCCACCGCAUCGUCUAAUGAGACAGCUGAUCAGUUGCAAAAGGUAAAUGGUGAUGUACAGCUCGUGCAACUGAGGAAAACUAUUGCUGAAGUUGUUCAAGAGCUCGUUAUGGGGCCAAAACAAACUCCUAAUGUGAGAAGAGCACUCCUUGAGGACAUUGGAGAGCUUUGCUUCUUCUUUGGUCAAAGACAGAGUAACGACUUUCUACUCCCUAUCCUUCCGGCCUUUUUAAAUGACAGAGAUGAACAGCUAAGAUCUGUAUUUUUUGAGAAAAUUGUAUAUGUUUGCUUCUUUGUGGGUCAGAGAAGUGUGGAGGAGUAUCUUUUGCCUUACAUUGAGCAAGCUUUAAGUGAUCAGACAGAGGCUGUCAUUGUAAAUGCUUUGGAUUGCUUGUCUACCUUAUGCAAGAGUAGUUUCUUGCGGAAGCGGGCUCUCCUUCAAAUGAUAGAGUGUGUUUUUCCUUUGCUAUGCUAUCCAUGUCAAUGGGUAAGGAGGGCUGCUGUCACUUUCAUCUCGGCAAGCAGUGAAUGCCUGGGUCCAGUUGACUCGUACGUUUUCCUUGCCCCGGUAAUACGCCCUUUUCUCCGAAGACUGCCUGCUUCACUUGCUUCUGAGGAAGCUCUGGUUUCAUGUUUGAAACCACCAGUGUCUAGAGAGGUGGUGUAUCGUGUCCUUGAAAGCGCGAGGAGUUCAGACAUGUUGGAGAGACAGCGAAAGAUAUGGUACAGUUCUUCACCACAGUCCAAAAAUUGGGAGACGAUUGAUUUAUUUAACAAAGAUACUGGGGAAUUGGACUCUAUAGGUUUCUGGUCUGAGCAGAAGCACAACAUGGAAGAACAAAAAUUGGCUGGCAAUGCAUCAAAGGAAAAAGACGGCCAAGAUAAAUGCGCAGAAAGUGAUGAUAAAUUGAGAAUCUCAGGAAGCCUGAGACUCAAUGCUUCUAGCACAAAUGACCUUCGUGAUCCAUUGUACCCAGAAAAGUUACAGUUCUCUGGAUUUACAUCACCACAGGUGUCCGGUUUGAAUAGUUUUAUUGAUAAAUCACCAGAAGGUAUACCUCUUUAUUCCUUUAGCAUGGACAAGCGGGCAGUGACGAAUCCUCCUGUGGCUUCUGAGUCUUCGUUGCAAAUGAACUCUCUAGGAAUGGGUUCAUUGUCCAUGCCGUGGAUGGACUCAAUGAGUAAAUCAUUUCACUUGGCUAGCUCUGUUCCAGUCCCUAAGUUGGUAUCUGGGUCAUUCAAUAUAGGCAACACUGCUAAACAAUUCUACAGAGUGGUGCACGAGCCUGAAAGCAGAGAAAGUGAUCAAACCACCUCGACCAAUAAUAAAUUUCAAGAUCUCGGAUUAUCGAGCUCCACAAGGAGUGGAUCUGUAACUUCAGACGAUGGUUCUUCUUCUUCUACCGAUCUUGCAGGAGCUUCAUCUUUCUCGAAGACAUCAUCAAUUCCUGAUUCAGGCUGGAAGCCGCGUGGAGUAUUAGUUGCUCAUCUCCAGGAGCACAGCUCUGCUGUCAACGACAUUGCAACCUCAAGCGACCAUGGAUUUUUCGUCAGCGCAUCGGAUGAUUCCACGGUGAAGGUGUGGGAUUCGAGAAAACUGGAAAAGGAUAUAUCUUUUAGAUCAAGGCUAACUUAUCAUCUCGAGGGAAGCAGAGGGCUGUGCACGGCAAUGCUCCGAAAUUCCACGCAAGUUGUUGUGGGAGCCUCUGAUGGGAUGAUACAUAUGUUCUCCAUCGACCAUAUCUCUAGAGGCUUGGGAAACGUAGUGGAGAAAUAUUCAGGCAUAGUUGACAUUAAAAAGAAGGACAUGAAAGAAGGUGCUAUACUUUCCCUGUUGAAUUAUACCGCCGAUAGCUGUGCGGGGCCGAUGGUAAUCUACAGUACCCAGAACUGUGGAAUCCAUCUUUGGGAUACAAGAUCAGAUUCAGAUGCAUGGACAUUGAAGGGAAAACCCGAAGAAGGGUAUGUGUCAUCGCUGGUGACGAGCCCUUGCGGGAAUUGGUUUGUGUCCGGGUCCUCGAGGGGGGUGCUUACACUAUGGGAUUUGAGAUUUCUAGUUCCUGUAAAUUCGUGGCAGUACCCUAUCAUAUGCCCCGUAGAGAAUAUGUGCCUUUGCUUUCUUCCUUCGAGUGUAUCGGUCUCCACCACCGUGAGGCCUUUUAUUUAUGUGGCUGCCGGUUGCAAUGAGGUUUCGCUCUGGAAUGCCGAGGGUGGGGGUUGUCACCAGGUGCUGAGGAUAGCAAACUACGAGAACGAUGCGGAGAAAUCGGAGUUGCAGUGGAAGACAACGACAAAGGUAAACCAAAAGGGGUAUACUCGGGGGCAGAAUGCGAGCUCAAAAUACAGGAUAGAAGAGUUAAAGGAGCCGCCACCACGGCUACCAGGGAUUAGGGCGUUGCUUCCGUUACCGGGAGGGGACUUGUUAACCGGUGGUACCGACUUGAAGAUACGGCGGUGGGAUUACUCAAGGCCUGAAAGGAGUUACUGCGUGUGUGGGCCAAAUCUGAAGGGGGUGGGAAAUGACGAUUUUUAUGAAGUCAGAUCUAACUUCGGCGUUCAAUUCGUUCAGGAAACGAAGAGGAGGCCGCUGUCGAGUAAAGUGACGGGGAAGGCGGCACUUGCUGCGGCUGCCACAGACACGGCCGGUUGCCACCGUGACUCUGUGAAAUCACUCUCUUCUGUUAAACUCAACCAGAGACUGUUGAUUUCCAGCAGCCGUGAUGGCGCCAUCAAGGUCUGGAAGUAACCUCUCAUAGUCAUACCCCCACGCGUAAGUUUUUUCCCCCCUUUGUAAAUCUCUCUCUCUCUCCCCCUCACAUGUUUAGUUGGUUUCUUUUUCAUGAAUAUAGCAUAUUUAGAAGCACAUGGACAUUUGUCUUUAAUAUCUUUUGUCAUUGUGCACAGCUAUUAUGAUAACAGGGUAUUAAAAUUCACAUUCCAUCCAAAGAAAUGCUUCAGGAAUUGA
Molecule: messenger RNA, 4976 nt
Organism: Tarenaya hassleriana
Lineage: Eukaryota; Viridiplantae; Streptophyta; Magnoliopsida; Brassicales; Cleomaceae
Product: phosphoinositide 3-kinase regulatory subunit 4
Exons: 11
Coding region: 138-4757 (1539 amino acids)
Biological process (GO): late endosome to vacuole transport; macroautophagy; protein phosphorylation
Cellular component (GO): nucleus-vacuole junction; late endosome; phosphatidylinositol 3-kinase complex, class III, type II
Molecular function (GO): protein binding; ATP binding; protein serine/threonine kinase activity
Source: RefSeq, a predicted model, not a curated record